GCCACAAUAACCCAAACAAUCUCUGGAAUGAUGACCCCCACUGCAUUUCAAACCAGCACAAGUCCACAUGGAACCAUGGGCUCGGUUUUCAUCUGUAUUCGGCUUGUGUUCGACACCAUCAAGACCGUCCCCAGCGAGAGUGAGAUUGUCACUAUGGCCCAAACUCUCUUGGAUGCUCGUCUAUGGCAGAUGAACGAUACAGUGAAAGCGCCGAGCAACAUGACGGACUUGAAUGAUCCAGUGAGAGUGCAGAAUAUUACUUAUCAGCAACUAUCCGAUCAUUCCUUUGAUAUGACACUGGGCUAUCGGAUAAACGACGUGCACAUUCCAGAAAACCCUGAACUCAGGAAUGAGACAUACAAACUCAUCCAGGAUGCAAUCGACAAACUGCUGAACCUAAUGCUGAUCCAACCUGAAGAAAAUCCUUUCCACUUCCCGCAAGCAAUUUUUACGAUCACACCUAACCAGAUUAAUGCCACUGUGGAGUACGUCUAUCAGAAAGGUGACAUCAAUGAGCCAAGCAAAUUCUUAACUGCAGUCCUGAACGCUAGCGACAACUGGAGAACCAACCACAACUGCCCAACUGCAGCCACAAUAACCCAAACAAUCUCUGGAAUGAUGACCCCCACUGCAUUUCAAACCAGCACAAGUCCACAUGGAACCAUGGGCUCGGUUUUCAUCUGUAUUCGGCUUGUGUUCGACACCAUCAAGACCGUCCCCAGCGAGAGUGAGAUUGUCACUAUGGCCCAAACUCUCUUGGAUGCUCGUCUAUGGCAGAUGAACGAUACAGUGAAAGCGCCGAGCAACAUGACGGACUUGAAUGAUCCAGUGAGAGUGCAGAAUAUUACUUAUCAGCAACUAUCCGAUCAUUCCUUUGAUAUGACACUGGGCUAUCGGAUAAACGACGUGCACAUUCCAGAAAACCCUGAACUCAGGAAUGAGACAUACAAACUCAUCCAGGAUGCAAUCGACAAACUGCUGAACCUAAUGCUGAUCCAACCUGAAGAAAAUCCUUUCCACUUCCCGCAAGCAAUUUUUACGUAA
Messenger RNA from Anguilla anguilla (European eel), 1044 nucleotides. RefSeq lists its product as uncharacterized. Lineage: Eukaryota; Metazoa; Chordata; Actinopteri; Anguilliformes; Anguillidae. The coding region runs from base 28 to 1044 and encodes 338 amino acids. The transcript has 9 exons. The record is from RefSeq and is a predicted model, not a curated record.